This is a messenger RNA of Gigantopelta aegis, 348 nucleotides long. Its product is annotated as probable splicing factor, arginine/serine-rich 1. Bases 1 to 348 code for a protein of 115 amino acids. The record is from RefSeq and is a predicted model, not a curated record. Lineage: Eukaryota; Metazoa; Mollusca; Gastropoda; Neomphalida; Peltospiridae. The transcript has a single exon.
AUGAACACGCAGAGUUCGAGAACUUCGAGGUCUCCUUCCAGUACUCCCCCAUCGGCUUCGCGAUCUUCGUCUGGAUCGCGAUCUAGAUCCCGAUCCAACUCAAAAACUACAACCAACCCUCAGUUAACAUCUAAAACCAUGGCUCCCCUAGAUAUGCUCCUUGUUGAGGCCAGACAACGCAGAAGAGAAAAUAAUUUAAAUGGUGGCACGAAGCGAAAGCGAUCUCAAUCGCGAGGUUCCGGAGCAACAUCGAAAUCAGGCAGCCGAAAGCGACCUCGACGAGGCCGAGCCGGGAAAAAAGGUGGAAAGGGAAAAUCGCAGAAAGGGAAAAAGGGAGGAAAGAAAUAA